Messenger RNA from Penicillium nucicola, 825 nucleotides. RefSeq names its product class I SAM-dependent methyltransferase. The coding region runs from base 1 to 825 and encodes 274 amino acids. Lineage: Eukaryota; Fungi; Ascomycota; Eurotiomycetes; Eurotiales; Aspergillaceae. The transcript has 3 exons. The record is from RefSeq and is a predicted model, not a curated record.
AUGAGAGACAGGUUGAACACACAACACUACAUCCUAGCAAACUUCAUGGGAUAUGAGGUCCUUCACCCGUCUAUCAGUUUGACACGAAAUAGCGCUCUUAAAGUUGCUGAUGUGGCUACUGGUACAGGCAUUUGGCUUCAAAGGCUAUCUGCCGUUCUUAGCCCCCUGCCUGGGGAUCAGUCACACUACUUUCAUGGCUUCGAUAUCUCCGAUAAGCAGUUUCCAGUGGAUGGAGACAGCGCGAACAAGAUCAGCUUCUCUAUCCAUGAUGCCACAGAGAGUUUUCCUGAGGAGCAUUUGAAUACAUAUGAUCUGGUUCAUGUUAGACUGCUCGUUCUUGCGCUACCGGAGCCAGAGAUCCGGAUAGCGAUGGAAAACAUCGUCCAGCUUUUGCGUCCUGGGGGCUAUAUUCAAUGGGAAGAUGCCGACUGGUGCCAUGCAGGGGCUGAUAAGGAGGCACCUACAAUCAUCGAAAGCAUGAACAUGAUCAUCGAGUAUUCCGCCACAGCAGGAUUUUGCAUGCGUAUUUCUGAAUCUAUCAUGGACCAGGGCAAACGACUUGGGCUUGAGGUUCUGAAACAGGAUGACUAUAACAUACUUGAGAGGACGGAAAAUUACUCUGAAGCAAGAUUAUGGAUCUUUCAGCUGCUUCAAGCGUUAUUGCCAGUGACAUUUUUGCGCACUAGGCGGGCAGAAAGCGAGUCCACAGCCCGAAGUCUAACAUGUCAAACGCUUCAAAACGUCGAGUUAGAGUACACGCAUGGCGUCCUUCCCAAAUUUCAGACCUUCGCCAUUGUCGGAAAAAGGCCAACUGAUUCCUUGUGA